AUGGAAUAGAAAUACUUUUGGGAUAAUGAAUUUCCAUUAAAUUAAUUCUUGUUAAUAUAGCAUCCUGAUGAAAUCUACCAUCUACUAUACAGGAUAGUAUAUUUAAUAAAAGUGUAAACUCCUUUAAAACAAAAGAUAUUUUUUGAUUACUUCUCUUACUUUAAAAUGAGCAACACUCCUUGCAAGUUAAAUACAAAGAUGUUACUCCGCAAUUUUGAUAUUAGUAAUACAAAGAUUAAAUGUUGUGAUGUAGGGUUUUGAU
Paramecium octaurelia is the source of this 262-nucleotide messenger RNA. The record is from the annotation of a GenBank genome assembly. NCBI's taxonomy places the organism in Eukaryota, Ciliophora, Oligohymenophorea, Peniculida, Parameciidae.